Fusarium proliferatum ET1 is the source of this 321-nucleotide messenger RNA. RefSeq lists its product as uncharacterized. The transcript has 2 exons. NCBI's taxonomy places the organism in Eukaryota, Fungi, Ascomycota, Sordariomycetes, Hypocreales, Nectriaceae. The record is from RefSeq and is a predicted model, not a curated record. Bases 1 to 321 code for a protein of 106 amino acids.
AUGAGAGAACAUGCUAUCCCGCAUAAAAAUAGGCCCAAGUACGACCACACUGCGCCACCCACCUUCAACAAGAUCAACUGGGAUGGCGGGGGAAACGGGGCCGACCCGUUGCGAAGGACAUCUCCCAAGAGCUCGGUUCGUUCGGAGUACCAUAGCCCCAAGCCUGUCUUCAAGAAGGUUGACUGGAACGCCAAGGGCCAUCCGGUACGAUCGGUAUCUCCCCGGGGUACGACUUUCCGGCUUUCGGCGAGAAGACCUCGCGACGCUCCCAUGAUGGAUGCGCACAAGCCUGACAAUAUCGAGGAGGGGCCAGGACCUUGA